Soboliphyme baturini is the source of this 984-nucleotide messenger RNA. NCBI's taxonomy places the organism in Eukaryota, Metazoa, Nematoda, Enoplea, Dioctophymatida, Soboliphymatidae. The record is from the annotation of a GenBank genome assembly.
AUGCGUUACCUGUCGAACGGAAUAAAUUUUAGCCUCCCCGGCACAGGCGGUGCUAACUGCGUUAGAUACCUGUCGGUCGAACAGAAGCUGCUCGAAACAAUACUUUCCUUUGCUCUUGGUAUUUACGAAGUUCGAAUUUCGCUGCCAAAGAUUCUGCGUUCGCCUGCCUUCCAACAAGAAGGACGAGUGCCGAACCAGCCGUCGUGCUCAGUCAGAUAUCUGCUCACUGCGUUGUUGGUACUCGCCUUUUCUGCCGAAAUCUUCUACAAAGUACUGACAGAGUCGUUGUUGUUCCUGCUCAACCCCUGUCAUGUGACGACCGUGCUGCAACUCAUCAGCUUGCUCAGUUACUCCCCUUCUUAUUUCGUGAGGCUGAUGUAUGGCAUCAGCAUGUACAUGGUGUCUGGAGCUACCCUGGCUAUACUGUUUCCGGUUACCAAUACCAGAUUGUACCCUGGCGAAGUACUUUCGUACUACAUUCAUCACUUCAUAAUGCUGCUUGUACCUGCGUACUUUCUGUCUUUGGGUGGCUUUUAUGGUCCUGAUUCAUUCAUAAACGCAGAUUUCUAUCGUUUCGUACAUGGCCUACUUAUGCUGUACAAUUUCGGCGUUUUGCAACUUGUCGGCACGACCGGUGGUAAGAAGAUAAUUGUCUUCAAAUUUGUAGAAGAGGCUCUCUGUGGUGGUAUGCCCUGCGUACUGAUUAAGAAUGUGAUCGUGGAUGCAGAUGACAUCCACGAGUUCACACAGGUGAACCUGAACUGUAUCCUAUGUCCUGCGGUUUCGGACCCCUUCAGUGGCAGAUAUUAUCGCAUCUGUGCUGUUAUUCAUCAGACGCUAUUUGUACCGGCGCACUGUUAUUUGCAUGUGACAUGUUCGCGGAAGCUUCUUCGUUAUUUGAGCAGCAAACGUAAAGGCAGAAAAUCUGUAGUGCCUCUUCCGGAAGACGUUAAAUAUUUCAUAAUGAAUGGCACUCACACUUGA